CCUGCCAACUUCGAUGCUGCUGUCGCUGUGGCGACUAACCUCGAAUCUUCCUUUCAAGCCUCUGCCAUCCUCAAGCCCACUUCUGCCCAACACUCAACCACUAUCAGCAAGUUUUCACAUGAAACUAGACCCAAACUCAAGAAAAACUCAGGAAACUAUCGGAGCCGCAGUCAUCCUCACAGUAAGAACUCACACCGCAGCCCUUCUCACAGUAAGAAUUCUCAUCGCAAUCCUUCUCACAGUAAGAACACAAACUCUUGUUUAUCUUGUGGAGGUUCCCAUAACCGCAGUACAUGUAAAUUUAAUAAUGCUGUCUGUAAUUACUGUAAAAUCCGAGGUCACAUUGUCAAUGCAUGUAAGAAGAAAAAGUACUCUAAUGGUAAAGAAGUUCAUGAUAAUACCAGAAACAAUUCUGAUAAUUCUAAAGUUCAUGGUUUUCGUCCCGAUUCUGAUACUUAUUAUCUGCAACAUCAAUUUAAAUCGAUCUCUGGCGGCAGUCCACCAAUUUUGCUCGAUGUGCUCAUCAAUGGUAAAUUACUCUGUAUGGAUCUCGACACAGGUGGUCCCUGUAGCCUUAUCAGUCAUAGCAUGCUCCGAAAAUUAUUUCCUCGUGCCAGAAUGACUAAAAUUAAUGAAAGUUUCACCUCUUACACUCAAACUAAGUUCAACUGCAUAGGUUACAUUUGGGCUAAAGUGACUUUCAGGCAUAGUACUGAGUACCUCAAAUUAUUCAUCACUGAUAUCCCUGGCGAUAACAUUUUUGGUCGUCAAUGGAUGAAACCUUUUGCAGAUCUCCUCUCUCUUCAUGAACUCCUCCACACUCAAACUGAUAUUAACAAUGUAUGUGCACACAAUUCUCUAAAUAAAAUGGACUCUAUUAACCUUAACAAGUUUCUCGACAAACACAAAUAUAUUUUUGGGGAUAAAGCAGGUGUUUGGUGUGGGUUAUAUCUGAAUAAGCGAACACUCGGUUAAAACGAUAUUCAUAUUUAUUAUAAAAUAAAACGGAAAUGAACACGACACGGUAACACUGGUAUCACGACAUGAUGAUCGGCUGACGCCAUGACCAAUGUGGUCACCUGACCCUCUGAGGGCAGUGUUGCCAACCUGUGCUGGGUAACCAACCCAGGCUAUCCAACACCUCCCGUUCUCAAUUUCUAUUUUUUUUUCCUUACACUUUACUCCCUUUUGCAAACACAAACGAAGAAAUUGAGGGAGUAGAGUCCAAGUCAAAAAUAUUUCAGAGGUGUAUGAUUUUUAUCAGUAAAAUUUAAAAUUAUGCAUGAAGAAUAGUUUUUUAAAAGAUUUAACAGUUACAAUUGCGGAAUUAGAACUUGUACACUGACAGAAAACUGACACAGUAUUUAUUCGAUUAAUUUGCAUUUAUGAAACCAAUCAAUUUAUGACAUUUGAACUCAGAAUUUGGUUGAAGUUAUAAUGCUUAUGAGUUCACAUAGAUUUGAACGAUUUGCAGUUCUGAAAUCGACAAAUAUUACUGAAAUUAACUGUAUUUAGUCAUAGGCUGUAGUUA
Bemisia tabaci is the source of this 1531-nucleotide messenger RNA. The record is from RefSeq and is a predicted model, not a curated record. NCBI's taxonomy places the organism in Eukaryota, Metazoa, Arthropoda, Insecta, Hemiptera, Aleyrodidae.